AUGGACGCAGAUGCCUCACGCUUCCUUGCUCAGUCGCAAUCACGCAUCGUACCUCGUCCCGAUGAGAGACCUAGGAAGGAUAGGAAUCGAAUAACACAGCAGCCUGAAAACUCCCGCUAUUUGUCUUCCCGUUCCUUCCUGCAUAGGAGACCGGCCGAUCCAUACCAUUCCGGGGCUUCGCAGUUUUCGAAUUUCGCCUUCGGUUCGCGAAAUCUAGCACAACAAGCGCCUUUAUUUCACAGUGCCACCGAGGACUUUCAUGAGGAGGAUGAAGAGGCCGAGCAUGAGCGUGAAAUAGCAGAUUUCUAUGCGCUUCAAAGAUCAAGGCGGCAUUUCGGUAGCAGCCAUUUAAAAGACUCGGAGACUGAUGAGGAUGGCAGCAACUCCCUUGAAGCCAGCCCCAAACAGCCCCUUGACGGCCCAGGGGAGUGGCCUGGAAUAGGAGUUGAGACAACAUGGCGUACUGCCAGACCAGGCAGGGCGAGAGGUCGGUUUGAUCUUACAGUGGUGGAGAAAGCUGAUGGCGAAGAAAACUUCCUUCAUGAUAGCGAAAACCGGACAAAGAGUAACUUGGUCGAUAUUCGCCUCCAGGACACGUUGAAGUCUAGUUUUCGGUUAGAAGACGGUGACCAGCGUCGGCCUGAGGAUGAUAAACCACCCUCCGUUCAAAGAUUUCGGGAGGUACCUCGAAUGGAUAGGUUAGGGAUAAAUACUUUGUCCACGCCUCAUGAAGAAAGCGAACAGUCAUUAUUAGAAGACACCCAGCAGUCGCUCAUUGAGCCCUCCCAACAAACUUCCGCGCCUCUUGGAAGGACCGAGUCCCCAGGCCACGAUGUUUUCUGGGGGCAUCUAUUCCUGAUAUCAUUGGCCUGUCUCUUUGCUACAUCAUUUCUUGUUUACUUACACACCUCUCCGCCAUCCAGAGACAAGGCUAAAUUGGGGGAUACAAUAUAUCUGACUCUCCAUGGCUCCUUUUACCGCCUCGGCAUUUAUACCCUGGUUUCGAUCUUUAUUUCAUUAUUAUGGCUCGCUCUGCUACGGUCAUACGUACGCCCCUUGGUUUACAUGAUUAUAUUCGUUGUCCCAGUGAUCCUCUACUCAUUUUUCUUGUACCCUUUUAUUUCGAGUUUCCGGAGCGGCUCCAGUGCUCAGGACAAAAUUAUGCGAUUCGGAUCGUUCGUCCCAUUCGCCAUGGCCACAGCUUGGGUUUACAACGUUAUACGAAGUCGUCAUUCCAUAGGAAAGGCAAUUAGCAUUCUUGAAUUUGCGUGUCGGAUCCUCGCCACCAAUGCAGAGCUGUUACUCCUUGGUCUAGGCAACCUUGUUCUUAUCGUCUCCUGGACAUGGGUAUGGAUGCUAAUGUUCACUCGGGUAUUUCUCGGGGGGCAUAUGUCCACGCCGAAUUCGUUUAUUGUUAACGUCAGCAGCUGGUGGCUGGGGGCCUUCUUUGUCCUUGUGUAUUUGUGGUCUCUUGGGGUCAUUGCAGGCAUUCAGCGAGCAGUCACGGCAGCAACAGUAAGCCAGUGGUAUUUCCACCGGUUUACAAACCCAACGCCAACCUCUAGGCAAGUAGUUCAGGCGGCCACAAUCCAUUCAUUGACGGCUUUAUUCGGUACAAUAUGCCUGUCUCGACUGAUAUCGUUACUGAUUCGCAUACCCUUUCUGGUACUCCCCAGACGGAUUGCAUCGAUUUUGAGUUUGUUUACCUAUGCUUUUGUUCCCGCUCCAAUCACCGGGCUCACAAGUCCUCUCGCGCUCACAUAUGCUGCGAUACAUUCUCAGCCUCUUGCCCUCUCUGCGCGCGGUCUCACUCAGAUGACGAACCUCGCGCCGUCAGUAGCGACAACGUCGCUACAUCCUAGAUCGUUUUCCAGGUCUGGCGAAAAUCAGUCGCAUCUUCUUCCUUAUAAACUUUCGAAGCUUAUACUUCAUGCCGUCCGCCUCAUGAUGUCCCUUGCCCUUGGGUUUGGAGGUUGGGUAAGCACUGCUAGAAGCUUGAGAGUGCCCACAGAUCACGGAGUGCUAAGGGGGAGCAUAUACGCUUAUAUUGUCGGCUUGAUUGCAGGAGCAAUCGGCUGGAGUGUCCUCGGAGCAAUCGAAGGCGUGGUCGCAGAUAUUGUGGAUGCAUCCAUCAUAUGCUGGAGUAGCGAGGUUGGAGCUUAUGGCAGGGAAGCGAGGUAUUGCCGUGAAGCUGGUUGGUUAUUUGGUCAGGAACCCAACCCUGAAUCUCGCUACCCGGCGUAG
Messenger RNA from Aspergillus mulundensis, 2244 nucleotides. RefSeq lists its product as uncharacterized. The transcript has a single exon. Gene Ontology annotation, biological process: transmembrane transport. Gene Ontology annotation, cellular component: plasma membrane. Gene Ontology annotation, molecular function: transmembrane transporter activity. The record is from RefSeq and is a predicted model, not a curated record. NCBI's taxonomy places the organism in Eukaryota, Fungi, Ascomycota, Eurotiomycetes, Eurotiales, Aspergillaceae. Bases 1 to 2244 code for a protein of 747 amino acids.